Messenger RNA from Scheffersomyces coipomensis, 591 nucleotides. RefSeq lists its product as uncharacterized. Gene Ontology annotation, molecular function: peptidyl-tRNA hydrolase activity; translation release factor activity, codon nonspecific. Gene Ontology annotation, cellular component: mitochondrial large ribosomal subunit. The transcript has a single exon. The record is from RefSeq and is a predicted model, not a curated record. NCBI's taxonomy places the organism in Eukaryota, Fungi, Ascomycota, Pichiomycetes, Serinales, Debaryomycetaceae. Gene Ontology annotation, biological process: mitochondrial translational termination. The coding region runs from base 1 to 591 and encodes 196 amino acids.
AUGAAUAGGUUAACCCUCUUACAAACUGGUACCAUACAGAAUAGGGUAUGGAAUCAGCUAAGAUUUGGAUUAGGUCUACGCUAUAAUUCAGGAUCUACCGAAUUCAGUAAAGAUGAGGUUGAGAAAGCUAGACUGUGGUUGAAUAGUGUUACAAUAGAACAUAUACCGACAAAGAUAUUUGAUAUAUCAUAUAGCAGAGCAUCUGGUGCUGGUGGUCAGAAAGUUAAUAAGACUUCAUCAAAAGCUACGGUAGCUCUUGAACCUCAUCAAUGGCUUAAUCCUCAAUUUUGCUAUUGGAUACCACAACCUAUACUAUCGCAAAUAUCCACUAAACCAAUUAGAUAUGAAACUAAAACGGGAAGUUUAUUAAUUCAAAGUGAUGCAUCUAGAAAUAGAGAUGUGAAUACAGGUGAAUGCUUUAAGAAGUUAUUAACUGCCAUAAAGGAAACCGUAUAUUUUGAAGGUGAAGUAAGUCAAGAAGAUUUAGAGAAAUGGGAUCAAAUAAAGGAAGACGUUAAGGAAAAACGACUCUUCCACAAGAAACUUAAGAGUGAUAAGAAGAAGAAUAGAACCAAAAAGUUCGACUUGUAA